Molecule: messenger RNA, 3735 nt
Organism: Micropterus dolomieu (smallmouth bass)
Lineage: Eukaryota; Metazoa; Chordata; Actinopteri; Centrarchiformes; Centrarchidae
Exons: 14
Coding region: 526-2955 (809 amino acids)
Biological process (GO): neural crest cell migration; negative regulation of axon extension involved in axon guidance; negative chemotaxis
Molecular function (GO): semaphorin receptor binding; chemorepellent activity
Source: RefSeq, a predicted model, not a curated record
CGUAUAAUCGCUCCCUGCAGGAAUUAGAUGUGGAGUUAACGUUACAGGUGGAGCAGAGAGCGUCGAGCACCGGAUCCGAGACCAGAAAAACAACAGGAGUCUCAACAGUUACUAAUGUAGAUCCUGCCAACUCCCGAGGUGGGCACCAUCAAGAUGAUCUCCUGCAGCAUCCCUCACCAGUAGCCGGGCAGCAUGGCUUCUGCUCCUCCUUCCAGAGAGGACACCAGUGGCUCAUUAGCACUGCGCUGGAGGCUAACGCCAACAUAGAUACUCACUACGAUUUCAAACUGAACUGCAGCAGGCUGCGCUGCACUGGUUAAAUGUAUCAACUGCCUUUAGAGGGUCUCUGAAAUCAAAAAUGACUUGUGGCAGAGCGGCACAUGUUCAGGACUGUGACAUCACCACAGUGUAACGGCAACGUUUGAACUGAGACCUUGGACCAUGUUCUGUCUCUGAUUGGGUACUUUGGUGGCAGAGCUGGACUGUGCAGCUCUUCCACACUUAGACAAACCUGGACUCUGAGCCAUGUCUCUUCUCUCAGCCCUGAGCAUCGUCUGUGGAUUGAUGCUCCAUGCUUCAUUUAGUGCACUGAACACUCACUACUGUGUCCCACGAAAGACUGUCCCCUACCAGAACGAGCUGAAGUUGUUCAGAGAAGAAGGUGUCUUCAACUACUCCACUAUGCUAAUGCGAGAUGACCUGGGUGUGAUGUUGCUGGGGGCCAGAGAGGCCAUAUAUGCUGUGGACAUUAACAACAUCUCUGUCAGAAAGGCUGCGGUGUAUUGGCGAGUUACUGAGGAGAAGCAGAGGGAGUGCACGUACAAAGGAAAACAUGCUGAGGUGGAAUGCCGCAACUACAUUCGGACCCUGCACAGAGUGAAUGCCACCACAAUGUAUGUGUGUGGCACAAAUGCCUUUAGCCCCACCUGUGACUAUAUGACGUUUGCUAAUGGACAGCUGAGGCUGGAGGGAAAGCAGGAGGAGGGAAAGGGGAAGUGUCCUUUUGAUCCCUUUCAGAGAUACUCCUCCCUCAUGGUCGGAAAUGACCUGUAUUCUGCUACAUCCAUCAACUUUUUGGGCUCUGAGCCCGUGGUUCUGCGCAGCUCAGACUUGGCUCUCCGCACUGAGUUUAAAAGCUCCUGGCUCAGUGAGCCAAACUUUGUCUACAUGGACUAUGUGGGUGAGAGUUUUGAUAGUCCCGACGGUGAUGACGAUAAGGUAUACUUGUUCUUCAGUGAGAAUGCCAUGGAGUACGACUUCUACAGCAAAGUUGCUGUGUCUCGAGUGGCCCGUGUCUGCAAGGGGGAUAUGGGCGGCCAGCGGACACUGCAGAGGAAAUGGACGUCGUUCCUGAAAGCUCGUCUGGAUUGUUCCCUCCCUGAACCCAGCCUGCCCACCAUUGUCCAGGAUGUCUUCCUGCUGAAGCACGAGGACUGGAGGAAGAGCGUCUUCUACGCUGUCUUCACGCCUCAGUCAAGCUUGUCGCAGGCAUCUGCGGUAUGUGCAUACAGUGUGUCUGCCAUUCGAGAUAUUUUCAACGAGGGCAAGUUUAAGACACCUGUUGCUGUGGAGACAUCCCACGUCAAGUGGGUGAUGUACACCGGAGAGGUGCCGGUCCCCAGACCAGGAGCGUGCAUCAAUAAUGUCGUGCGUAAAAUGGGGAUGAAUCGCUCUCUGGACCUUCCUGACAAAACACUCCAGUUCAUCAGGGACCGCCCCCUUAUGGACGACGCUGUUCACCCUCUGAUGGGAGGGCCGCUGCUGGUCAAGAGGGGAGCUUUGCUGACUCGGAUAGUGGUGGACAGCGUGCUGGCGCUGGAUGGACAGAGAUAUGCCGUCAUGUUCAUCGGCACUGAAAAUGGUUACGUUCAGAAGGCUGUCAACUAUGCUGGAGAGAUGUUCAUCAUUGAGGAGAUUCAACUGUAUGAAAACCCUGUGCCUAUUAAGAUCCUGCGCCUCUCAUCAAGCAAGGGCCAACUGUAUGCAGGUUCAGAGUUUGGUGCUAUCCAGGUGCCGGUCAGUAACUGCAGCCGCUAUGACGCUUGUGUGGACUGCAUCUUGGCCAGGGAUCCUUACUGUGCCUGGGACUUCACCACCAAGCAGUGCUCCUCAGUCUACACCUUAUCAUCCUCCUCAAAGACUGUCACACAGAGUCUUAAGGAGGGAGACGUCUCACAGUGUCCUCAGCCAGAUCCAGUAGCAGCUGUGGACUUUACCCUAGUUCCAGAGAACAACAUCCAGCUGCCCUGCCAGCUCCACUCCAACUUGGCGCAGGUUCUGUGGCGAUUCUCUGAUCAAACACUUCACUCCAACAACAAAUACUACAUCUACAGUGGGGGCCUCCUCAUCCUGAGUGCCUCUGAAUCGGACGCUGGUCUGUACACGUGUGACUCCGUCGAGCAGAUCAGCGGCAGAACGUACAACCGGACUGUGGCGGUUUAUCAAUUAAAGCUCUACUCUGGGCAAGGAGCAGGGGGCAGCCCUACUCCUGGCAACGAGGUGAUAAAUUCCUCAGACUCUAUUCACAGUCUUAGUACAGCUGCACCAGGGCUGGUGACAAACCUGGUCAAUGAGGACCCAUUGUCCCCCGAGAAUCAAAGUGACACUGGCAGGGUGACUCGUUUAGAGGUGGCUGUGGCUCUGCUGUCGCUGCUUUGUCUCGCCCUCAUAGGAGUCAUAUUUUGGAACUGGAGUCGAGGACGUUGGAAAUGCCUGAAGUUUGCGCAGCGCUCCAAUGAAAGCGAGGGGAAAAGUCAGUCAGCCGAAUACAUGCACAUCCAGAACAGAACUUCAGAGAUAAAGCUCCUGGGGCCUGUGUCUGGAAGACUUUGCAGUGCCAAUAAUAAUCACUCUGCUGUUGACUUCAAAGGGAACGGGGAGCACCACUUCACACCUAUGGCUAACAUUUCAAGUCUGGACGGUCUGGGAUACAUAAAUGAUGAGUCAGAGAUUUGACUCUGCUGAGGCAUAGAAUUCAGUACAAGGCCAACGACGCUGCAGUCAUUAUCAUCCUAUAGGUGUACUACUGUAGAAAAGGUUUUCACAUUAUGAAUUCUUUUGAUUGGUGUUUUUUUUUCCUACACUUACCAUACAUAAAGCUGAAUUUUCACUCCAGUGAAUUGUUGAAUUUUUUUUUUUUUUUAUAAAUGUACUUUUUGUAUGAUAAAUUGUGAAUACACCUUGUGUAACAUAUUGUGUACAGUCAACACCUUUUUAAAAAAACAACUAUUUAUUUGUCACAAUGAAGUUUUUCUUUCAGCAAAUUCUACUUUACAGUCUUGUAAAAAGGGUCAACAACACUGAACAAGUAGAACACACUUGGAUUUCUACAUAGGCAGGCACAUUCAAUUUUAUUGACUGUUUAUUUAAGACAACAUUCAUCUGUCAGAGAACAUACUGUUCAGUCUGUGUUAAUGAUUAAUCAGCCUGUACAAAUUUUUUAUGUCCAGGUAGGCUAUGAAUUUACCUCUUCAUUUAACCAUUUAAUUGCCACUAGUAGGUGAUAUCGAGUGAACUCCAUACCUCUAUCUUCCAUAACAAAAUAAUAAAAAUGUUAUAUCAUCAUUGAGAUUGAACUAGCAUAUCAUUGGGAUGCAGAAGUGUAGGUGUACAUUUCUGUCAGUGAAUCAACUCUUUGUGUCAGAGGCACAGCAAAGACGAGAAGAAGUUUGGCUUUUGGUGUCAGACUUUGGAAAAUGCAGUUCUUGUUGAUAAUAAAAAAAAACUUUUUUGGGA